Molecule: messenger RNA, 396 nt
Organism: Adineta ricciae
Lineage: Eukaryota; Metazoa; Rotifera; Eurotatoria; Adinetida; Adinetidae
Source: the annotation of a GenBank genome assembly
AUGAUGUCAUUCAUACGAAUGAGUUCCAUCAUAUGUGCACUGUCAAUUAUCAUGAGCAAUGGUAUUUUACUAGCAUACCACAGUGAGCAAGUGUCCGAAGUUCAUACAUGGCAUACAAUCACCAGUUUCAAUGGUUCAUGGUACGGCUCAUUACAUGUUUUGACUGAUAAUGAACAAGUUAUUACUGAACAAGAUGAUUUUAAUAUGUUAUAUUCAUUGACAUUGAGUCAACAACUUGAACCAGAUCCAAAGCAAUCGAACAGUCGAAUAUGUGUAUUCCUGAUUAGUGCUGAACGAGCAGCUUGUCCAUAUAUUGUUCCUGUUAGUUUCCAUGGGAAAACCACUUGCUUGUGGGAAAGUGUCGAAGGAAGAGGAGAGAACUUUUCGAUUCAAUGA